AUGAUCGUCGACAACUGUCCAGCACACCCCAAAGUCGACGGUCUUAAAGCCAUCCGCCUGUUUUUCCUGCCACCGAACACCACAAGCAAGACACAGCCCAUGGAUCAAGGAAUCAUACAGAACCUGAAAGUCCACUACAGAAAGCAAGUCAUUCUGAAACAACUUCAGUCAAUAGAGAAGAAGACAGAGUUACAGAUAUCGGUCCUAGACGCCCUCAGAAUGCUCAACAACGCCUGGAACAAAGUCACAGAGAAAACCAUCAAGAACUGCUUUCGACAUGCCAAAUUUGUCAUCAAUGAGCCAGAAAACACACCAGAUGAAGAAGAAGAAGAUCCAGAAGAUGACAUCCCCCUAGCCGCCCUUCGCCUCCGUGUGCCCUUUGAAGAUUACGCACAGGUCGACGAGAAUGUCAACACAGCAGAAUCAACGACAGAUGCAGACAUCGUAGAGAGUAUCAAGGCGACGAAAAACGAAGAGAAAGAAGAAAGUGAGGAAGAAAAUGAGCCCGAGCCACCCAAGAAGAAACCCCCCACCCCUGAAGUCCGUGCCGCAUAUGAACUCAUACAAACCUGGGCUGAGAUGUCGGACAACGCAGAAGACCUUUUCCCCGGCCUCCAGAAAAUCGACCGCCGACUUGUGAUUGAAGAACACAGAUCAUCGUCUAUGCUGCAGCAGUCCUGUAUUACACAGUUUUUUGGUGACAGUGAUAGUGACAGGAAUAUGUAA
Messenger RNA from Saccostrea cuccullata (small rock oyster), 726 nucleotides. Its product is annotated as tigger transposable element-derived protein 4-like. The record is from RefSeq and is a predicted model, not a curated record. The coding region runs from base 1 to 726 and encodes 241 amino acids. Gene Ontology annotation, cellular component: nucleus. The transcript has a single exon. Gene Ontology annotation, molecular function: DNA binding. Lineage: Eukaryota; Metazoa; Mollusca; Bivalvia; Ostreida; Ostreidae.